AUGGCCUACAAGCCUUUACAGUUUGUUAUCGCUCUCGCUUUCGUUGCUGCCGCCAGCGCUGCUGUCAUCGUACCCAGUGCUCCCGUUUUGGCCAAGACUGUCGAACUUGAAGAAUACGAUCCUCAUCCCCAAUACAAAUACGGUUAUGAUGUGCAAGAUGCUCUCUCGGGUGACAACAAGGGUCAUGUUGAAGAACGUGAUGGUGAUAUCGUUCGUGGUGAAUACUCUUUGAUCGAUGCUGAUGGUUACAAACGUACCGUCAGCUAUGUUGCUGAUCCCAUCAACGGUUUCAACGCUGUCGUCCGUCGUGAUCCUCUUGUUGCUGCUGCUCCCGUUGUUGCUGCCGCUCCCAUUGUCAAAGCUGCCCCCGUUGUUGCUGCCGCUCCAGUAGUUAAAGCAGCUCCAGUUGUUGCUGCCUCAUAUGUUGCCCCAGCCGCUUAUGCCGUCAGAAAUUUGUAA
This is a messenger RNA of Musca vetustissima, 459 nucleotides long. Its product is annotated as larval cuticle protein A2B-like. The transcript is spliced from 2 exons. Gene Ontology annotation, cellular component: extracellular matrix. The record is from RefSeq and is a predicted model, not a curated record. Lineage: Eukaryota; Metazoa; Arthropoda; Insecta; Diptera; Muscidae. The coding region runs from base 1 to 459 and encodes 152 amino acids.